UCGGAAUAUAAGUCGAUGGCUCUCUGACAGCUACGGCUAUCGUGCAAUGUUUACGUCGCGCUGAGAGACCGGAAUUAAUACGAAAUUCUUUGUUGAUAUUAUUACCUAACAAUCAUUUCCGACUGACGUUUGAAUGCACGGAUAACUCCGAACUGCCGUGUCCUCCGGCUUAUUCCCUCAAAUCUUCCUUCGCGUAAUUUAAAAUAAAAAAAAAAAAAAAAUACUUUCUUCGAAUUAAACCUCGCUUCCGGAAAUAUCGUCUAUAUGAGUACAGAUCGCUCGGUAUAUAUCAAGAGCAAACAUGAUCUGAUUUCACACGGAAAUAGAAACGAAGUGCGAUUUAUUCAGAUUAAAAAAACAUCAGCAUUUGCACAAAACGCAUUUAUUAUAGGUGAAUAUCACUGAAGUGUACUCAUUGUAUGUUUACAUUAGAAAUACUUUUCGUUGCUAUGUUUACAGCAUUCGUUGGAGCUCGGAUUUAAAGAAUGGAAGUUUCUAAGUUGACGAAUUCUGCGAAUGAAAAAUUACCUUUGGAAAUUCUUAAUUCUGAAUCUUCUGCUAACUACAUUAAGAGCUGGCCAGUACAAUUACCUGUCCCUGAGAAGACAUUUUACAUUAAAGGAACUCGUAACACAAGGCACAAACCUUAUCAUUUCAAGUAUACCUAUAUGAAGAACUGGUUAAUUCCUCUUGAUGGCCCAGUGCCUCUGGAUCAUGUCCAUUUUCUGUUGGACUGCUUUGUAGUUUCAGCUGGCCCAGUACCACCUCAGCUUGGCAGAUACCAUCCUCAAUCAGAUCCUGAAGAAUUUGUGCAGAAAGAAAAAACUGAAGACACCUGGAGUGUAAAUAGUACCGAGGAAGAGGUUUAUUGGGCUAAAAUGAGUACACAAAAGCCUAAGGCUUCCUCUACAUUCAGAGAUGCUGGCACAUCUUCGAUGGCAAAUACAUACGAAAAAGAUACUGAAGAUUAUUCUUUUGAACGCUGUUUUUCUACAACCAUGACACGAUUUGAGUCAAGGCACGUUAUUCCAUCUGAUUUCCCUUCAUCCGAGGACAUUGUCCGAGAACUUGCGGAAAUGAGACUUGUCUUGGAGAGACUUUUAGAAAACCAUGAUAUGGUCAACUGGGAUCACCCACGUGGUCUGCGAGAUGUACUCGAAUUAUUGCCGGAAGACAUGAGCCCUAAUGAGCCAUCUCCUCAUUAUCCGGUUGGGGAUUGGCAAUUUGAUGAAUGUGGGAUAUGCUACGAAAGUCAAUGGCUAUACCACCGAGCUUGUUGCGGUUUUUCUGCGUGUUCCAGUUGCUUGCAGUCUUAUUUUUCAUCUAAGAUAGAUGAUGGCCAAGUCAAAAUAGAAUGCUGCAACACAUCAUGCAGCUCAUACGUACACAGAGAUGAAAUUUCAGCUCGUCUAAGUAUAGCUGAUAAAGAGAAAUUCCACAAACUUUUGAUUCUUGCUAAUCAAGAUUCUAACACCAAAACCUGUCCACGCUGCAGUCAUGUCACAAAGAUCGCUAGCAAGUCGAAGAAGAAAAAAGAACAGAAAUUCCCUUGCAUUACAUGUCCUUCUUGCCAUUUGGAGUGGUGUUUCAACUGCCAUGCUCCAUGGCAUGGAUCGUUGUCUUGCAAGCAGUUUAGAAAAGGCGAUCGUUUGUUGAGAUCAUGGGCUCGCGAAAGGAAUCAUGGACAACUGAAUGCUCAGAAAUGUCCAAACUGCAAGGUCUACAUACAGCGUACUACGGGAUGUGACCACAUGCAUUGCACACGCUGCAAAACAGAUUUCUGCUACAAAUGUGGAGAGCGAUUUCGAUACUUGAAGUUCUUCGGAGAUCAUUACAGCAAACUGAGCAUUUUUGGUUGCAAAUACAGGUUUAAAGCGGAUCAGCCUUUACAAAGGAAAGCCAUAAGAGGAGCUGUAUUUGGUGGAAAACUGGUCGCAGCUCCAGUUCUGGGAGUGCUUGCAUUAUGUGCUGGAGCCCUGGCAGUAGGGAUUUCCCUUUUCGCCUUACCAGUAUACGGAGGGGUCCGUUUGUAUAGGCACUGUGAAGGACGACAGACAACUAAAGCUGUCAGAAGACAUCCACCAACUUAUCACAUCCAUAAUGUUAAUUUACACGACUGCUUCUUAAGAGCAUUCCCUGAAAACUAAAAUUUAAGUUAUAUAUGCCCAUACUUGUUGUUCAAGCAGCUGUUUCGUGAUGUUUAAUGAUGCUGUUUCGUGAUGCUUAAUGUGUGUUUGUGCAUUAGGGCUGUUAUUGAUCUCAGGAAUGUUGCUUAUUCAUUUUUGGUCAUUUUUGUUAAAAUUGCAUUAGUAUUUAUAAUAUAAAAAAAAAAAAAAAAAAGCUAGAUUUAAGAGUCUAUUGUUGUAGUCUUGCUUUAAAUAUAUUGUAAAUGUAAGUGAUGUAAGUCUGUGUUUAAAACACUUGAACUACUGGAAAAUAAAAUUUUAACUCUUUCCAGCA
Molecule: messenger RNA, 2460 nt
Organism: Stegodyphus dumicola
Lineage: Eukaryota; Metazoa; Arthropoda; Arachnida; Araneae; Eresidae
Biological process (GO): protein ubiquitination
Molecular function (GO): ubiquitin-protein transferase activity; zinc ion binding
Source: RefSeq, a predicted model, not a curated record